AUGAGACGGCUCUGCCUCUCCGCAGCCCUUCUCGUCCUCCUGGUUAUCCUGGUGGACAGCACCCCGCUGAAUAUACACCAUACCCAGGAUGAAGGUCUGGAGACAAGCCAUAGACAGGGACGUGAGAAGCAUUCAACAAAAGAUCUGAUUAAAAAUAUCAUCGAUGGUGUGUCUAAAGGUGCCAAGAUUGUCAAAGCAGGAUCCGGUUUAGCAAAUGAAGUGGCUAAAGCAAUACAUAAAAGAAAGAAAGGUCACGUGGUGGUUUCCAGGGCACACCUCAAGAACCAUACAGUUAGAGGAGUUCCCAACACCCAAUACUCAACACUCAAUACUCAACACUUAAUACUCAAUGAGAAGAACAAAGCAGAUUCUAGGCCUGACUUCUGCCUGAAGCCUAAAGUAGUAGGUAUCGGCAAGGCCUCGAUGCGCAGGUACUUCUACAACGCCAAGACCGGUCACUGUGAGCCGUUUACAUACGGCGGCAUCAGAGGGAACAAAAACAACUUCCUAACACUGGGGGACUGCAGGAAGACCUGCCAUCCAAAGGCACAGUCCCUGUGGUAA
Cervus elaphus (red deer) is the source of this 564-nucleotide messenger RNA. RefSeq names its product trophoblast Kunitz domain protein 1-like. The record is from RefSeq and is a predicted model, not a curated record. Gene Ontology annotation, molecular function: serine-type endopeptidase inhibitor activity. Bases 1 to 564 code for a protein of 187 amino acids. NCBI's taxonomy places the organism in Eukaryota, Metazoa, Chordata, Mammalia, Artiodactyla, Cervidae. The transcript has 5 exons.